AGAGAAGUGUAAUUUUUUACUCUUGUAAAACUUGCUUGUGUUUUAGUUGAACCACAGUAUAGCAUACACUUCUUCGAGUCUCUGUAAUUUCCGAAUGGACAAGGUCUCUGAGCACAUGGCAUGGAACAAAACAUCAACACAACGGAUACAAACGAAUACAAAAGUAAAGUUGGCUUUGGUUAGUUUACCGUGUAUACCCGACAGGUAAUGGUACGGCGCGACGCGCGGAAUAAGUGACAUUGAAACGAUCGUACAAGGUAGAAAUUUCUACGAAACAACAUAAUUAUGAAGCAAUCAACAAGUUGGUAAACAAGUAAUAAUCGGACAAGUGAUAUGAAAAUUUUUGAAUUAAUAAUUAUAUAGAAAUAUGCGGUUGAUUGCUCUCUAACACCGAACCUCACCAUGGAUAAUUCAUCAUCCAAUUAUCAAUCACCUUAUAUCGAAAUCGAAAUGAAGGAUGUGCAAACUAGGCCAGUUAGUUUUUACGAAAACACGAAACCAGAUCAACUCAGCUCAUCAAAUAAUAAUGUCAGCCAGGGGGAAUGCCCUAAUAGGUCACAGAUCAAUUUCUUGAACACGACGGUUCCGGUGAAUAUUCUGGCUCAAGACAUUGCAGGAAAACAUACGCCAUCGAGGAAUAGUCUGAGGCAUAGCAGAAUGAUUGUUCUGCAUAAAUCCGGAGAAGCACCUCCUGUAAUACCUUCAGCUUUACAAUAUUACAAAAUAGUCAGGCUGCUUCUCAUAGCAAUUUUGAUUGUUGGAUUGGCAAUGUGUAUAUUAUCUUUAUGGUUAUUGCUAUGGACUCCAAAUUUGAGAUCAAGAGACAAUCCUGGCUGGAGCGGUAUACCGGUCCUAGUUUCCAGUUUUGCGGGAAUAUUAUUUAUAUCCACUAUUCCUAACCCAAAAGGCUAUUCUGGUAGAAAAUUUAGAUACUGGAGAAAAGGUUUAAAGUGGACUUCUGUGACCAUCAGUGCAGUAGCAGCAUGUACUUCUUUCCUGACGUUCGUCUUCUCAGUGCUCCACCUGAUCGUACUGUCUUCAAUGAUCUGCGCACCUCCAGACAAACUAGUAUCAACCUGCUUGUGCAAUGUUAACACCACAAAACUAUCCAUCCUCACUGACAGCUACCACUACGUGGAUCUGAGUUGUUUUGAAGUUGAAACAGCUUUAAAGAUUCUGAUUAUAUUCUCGGCUAUAGCUAGUUGCUCAGUUUUUCUCUUUGAACUCGUAUAUUUAUAUUUACACUGGGUAAAUAGGAAUAUUCACGAGUAUUCUAGAGUUCCAAUCAAUGCGUUACAGAUUCACAGGGAGCAUAGGUAGCAAAUAAUAUUGUAUGUGGUAGAAACAGAGAAACUAAAAAUGGUGCUUUGAUAAUUUCGUUAAUUAUUACAUACAAAAGUAUAACAUAAACAAGACUGAGAUUGAAAAAUAAUAUAUUGUUAAAUAAAUUUUGCUUACUCACUUUAAUAAUCUGUAUACUAUACAGAUCAAUAAUUCUAGCUUGUCCUGUCGUAUACUCAGAAGAAAAGAUUGAAAGAAUCACUGCAUAGUAGGAAUAUAUAAGGGGGCUUUCUCAUGAAUUAAAAAACACAUAUUUUAAUUUUUUUUAAACAAGCUGUAAUAUUUAUUAAUAAAAUUUCUGUUGAGUAUAUAAGUUUGAAUAUAUAAAAAAAUAAUGUGUGUGUAUUUUGUACGCACGUAAGAACUUAUACUUCUAUUAUUAUGAUUUCAACGAAAUUAAUAUACGUUAAACAGUUUAUUUAUAUUUUAUUUAAAUAUUAAACUAAUUUUAAUACUUACUACUUUUCAAAAAUUUUUAUUAAAACAAUACCAAAAAUUUAAAAAAUAAAAGGAUAAAACACACACACGCACAUUGAAAAAUGCCACAAAAAUAAUUUCUAAACAAUAAUUGUUGAAACAAUUACAACUAAAUACGUAUUUUCUGAAAAAAAAAUUAUAUAAUAAUAUACUUACAAUCAUAAAAUGUAUAAAAAAAUAAAGUUUGUAUUGGGGAUUGAACCCGCGUACAUUGACGCGGUUAGUUUUGAAAUUCAAGUAUGUAUCUUUAUAUUUUGGCUAUGGAGACAUAUGUAUCAUGUUGGAAGAUAGACCAACUGAACGUUUUAAACUUUUGACAGUUCUGAAUUUAACCAAAUUAGUUUGAUUUUUGUGGAAUUGAAAUAUUAAAAUACAACAAAACAGACUAAUAAAACAAUAUUAGAUGAAUAUUGGUAGAAAUUUUGUUGGUAAUCAAAUUAUGCAAAUCAAAGCAUUACAUACUAGGUAGGUUUAUUUUACAUUUUUCAAAUAGGUAGCUACGUAAUUUUUUAUUACGAUACUGAAACAUUUACAAUUACGUACUUACCUGUUGCUUUUAAAAACUAUUUAGAAAGUCACUACAAUUAUAAUCUUGCUUUUUUUCUCUGCCCUUUCAACAAUAAAAACUAAUAUACACAACAUUUGUUUAUACCGACAUAUUGAACAAUUAUCGACAGGUCAUUGUAAUUACCCAAUCAGAGAACGUUUAACGUUUCAGCUGUGCCCAGGACCAAAACUUUUGAUGAAUUCGCGCACAUAUAAAUUUACUCCAAACGCACCUAAAGAAGUAUAACUUCAAACAUUUUUUCGCGAUUUUAAUUUCUCUUUACCGCUGUAGAUGGCGUCUUAUAAAAAAUGUGUUUUUUUGCUGUAGAACAAAGACUUUGUGGACCUCCUGUAAAAAAUUUCGGAUAGUUCAAAAUGGAUAUUCUUACAAUAUAGACAAUAAGUCUAUAUCGCCGUAUUUUUUAUUGAUUCACCUCUAUAUAAAAAAGGGGGUAGUGUUUUAAAAUUUUAGAGACUUAUUGUCUAGUUUUUUAUAAAUAAUCAAUCAUAUUAUUAAAUAGAAGGUUGAUAUAGUUUUUUAAUUUAACCGGCGAUUUCUGGUGAAUAUUGAGGACCCCACUCAUCCAACAAUUGCUAUAGAAGGUUUGAUAAAACUUUUUCUUUUGAAUUCGGUUCUCUUUUGACUGUUCGAUACUCCUCUUACUCCUACCGGCUUGAGAGACAUGGGCUUCAUCAACUUAAUGGAAAUAUUCCAAAUUAAGUUAUUGUAACUUUCGUUACUAUUUUGGAUACUUCUGCCGAUACAUCUGUGUAGUAUGAUUUAUAUUCUUGUGGGAUCGGUACUCACCUGAGGGACUGUAGACGUUCGGAUUUAAUAAGCGUCUUUUUCUAAAAACAAUGUAGACUUUUCAAAGUAACAAGACAUUUACUCAACACACACACACUACACAUUACUCCUAUAUAUUACUACUACAAUUUUAAAAUUUUAAAUUUAAAAAAACAAAAGUUUUAAUUUGUUCCGAUUAUACGUAUUAGGAUAUGUAAGUCUACAAAUUCAUCGCUUAAACUGAGCUUUUCAAAGCUGCGGCCCUACUGCGCAUUCAAAAACUAGACCCCAGGCCAGAAUGGUUGAUCUGUAGUAACACAUGGCUUUAACAUAAUAAUCAGUUUGACCAUAAAGUAUUCCAUUCGGGUCAAUAUAUUUGACAGCAAGUAAAAUAAUAAACAAGUACAAUUUUAGUGUUGGAUUAACAGCUAUAAAAAAUAAGAUGUAUUGAUAUCAAAACAUCAACAUGUCAAUCUGUACACUUUUAUUUAUGUAAAAUAUAUGUAUAUUUGGGUAUGGUACUGACAAUACUUUAAUCAUAUUAGGCAAUAAAAUGAUUGUGUAAAAAAUACUUUAAGGGGCGGGGAGUAUGGUUUGAAAAUUUUGAAAUUUUCGAUUUUUUAUUAUUUUAAAUUAAGUACAUAAUUUCAAGUACGAUACUCUCUGAAAAUUUUCAGAAAUAUACCGGAAAUACGGGUUUAAUAUCCCUACCUUCGACUAGUUCAACAACUGUUCCCCUUCUUUUUUUUUUAAAUUACUCCGCGAUUCAAAAACAUAUUCCAUUGGGCAUCACUUUACGAUUCGUCAGACAAAAAUGAAAUUAAAAAUAAAAGUUUCAAAACCUUAAACUCCUUUUUCUCAAAUAUGCAUUUUUCAAAGGCGGUGGACAUUGUAACUCAAAAACUACUUAACCGAUCCCCUGAAAUUUUGCAUAGAUUUUCUUUAGAUAUUUUGUGAGGUAACGCUGUCGGGACAUUUUUUAUUGUAUGCUUUCUUUUUGAUUAACAAUAACAUAUGUUGAUUUUCACCCUUUAUACAAAAAAUUUUGUUAUUUUGACUUCUGAGUGAUAGCAAAAACUCAAAAAUCAUUAAAACUAAAAAACUGGACAGCGUUACCUCGACAAACUCAUAAGCUUAGAAAAUAUUAUUGAAUUUUUUGUUUCACAUGAUUCAAUGACGAGUUCUGAUGUCCACCGCAAAAUCCAUUUUUUUGCUGGUGUCAAAAUUCUAAUACAGUUUCAAAAAAAUUCACAAAAAUAUGCUUAAAAUGUUGAUUUUAAACCAUACCCCCUUAAUAAUUAAGGUUUAAAUGAUUUAUUAUUUAUUUUAUACACAUUAUGUAAAAUUCAUACUUACAAAACAUGAUGACAAAUAAAGCGAGUGAAAAGUUUAUUUUCUCAAACUAAUAAACAAUUUGAUAUACUUCAAACAUUGAAUUAAAUAAUUAUUUUUGAGAUAUUUUGUGGCAUAAACGAAAAGUGACAAUAAAACUUAUAUUAUUAGUGAUUUACAUUUUAGAAUACAGGUUAGAAUUCGUAUAAUUUCAACUCUACUAUACAGGGUGUUCCUUAAGUAAUUGUAUCAAAAGAUAACUUUAAAAUAUGACGAUUUAAGCUAAUUUGGUUAAAUAAUUUGUCAUUACUAAGAAAGAUAGUGUGUUAGCAUUAAAUUUAUAACUGGAACUUUUUGAGUACGAAAAAUUGCUCAUCAGGCUUCGAGAAUGGUAGGUCGUCGAACGCCAGACAUAUAUUCGAUAGGCAGGGAGCCAGCGGAGCACUACUCUUAAGGAAACUUAAUUCCUACGUACCUAUUUUGACAUUAAGCUUAUCAUUUUUAAAAUGAAUAACCAUUUUCAAUUUCGUUGCAACACGAAACUACAGCCGAAUUAUAUCCUAGUUCAAUCAGAGAGUGCAGCAAGCACCUCUAUCGGUUUCGAAACUUAUUAGUCUAUCAUCAGGAAGCACAUAUGUUGCUCUCUCUGACCCAACCAGGACAAACCCCGGCGUGCAGUUACGAAUCGCAACGAACGAAAUGCCAGGAAUGCCCUAGCGGCAACUGCUAGCAAAAUACUAAGUUUUCAAUCUAAUAGCACAUAAAAUAAUAUUAAAAAUAUUGCUCUACAUCCCAUCAGAUUAAAAACAAUGGGAACCUUCUCUGGUUACACAUACGAGGCUUCUAAAAUUUGCAAGCCAUAACGUAUGCUGAGACUAAAGAAGAUGAGGGAAUUUUACAAUUUAUAAUUCACGUCCCAUCUGCUCAGCGCGGUAAAGUUCCAACGAGAAUGGUUCCCUUCGUACUCCAAUCAGAGGAUAGCGGAACUUUGCCGCGCUGAGCAGAUGGGACGUGAAUUAUAAAUUGUAAAAUUCCCUCAUCUUCUUUAGUCUCAGCAUCCGUUAUGGCUUGCAAAUUUUAGAAGCCUCGGAGGUGUAACCAGAGAAGGUUCCCAAUGUUUUCAAUCUGGUGGGAAGUAGAGUAAUAUUUUUAAUAUUAUUUUAUAUGCUAUUAAAUUGAAAACUUAGUCCUCUGUCUCUUAUCAUCUUAGUUCAGAAUACAAUUCAACAAAAUUAUCUCGCUUUAACUGUCAUGUUAUUUUGUAAAUCCAAAUACUCAUCUACACAACUGAAUCGACUAUUCAGUUAAAUGAUACACCACAGUUUACCAAAGUUUAUAAAGCAGAUCAAUUCGUCCAAAGAUUAGUGAUAUUUUGUACUUAUGUAUAUAUUCUUUGGGGCUGUCCAUUAAUCACGUGAGGCUCGAAGGGGGGGGGGAGUGGUCCAUAAAAAAUCACGAAAUGUGGGUGGUCUUAAACUAAAUUAUACAAGUAAUGUAGGUGGUCUUAAACCUCACCAUGUAUCACCAAGGGGGAGGGGAGGCUAAAAAAUGCCAAAAAAAAUCACGUGAUUAAUGGACGACCCCUUUGUAGUUAUAAUGAUAUUUAUAAGGUUUUAAUGUUAUUAAAUUUUCGACCGUUACUGCAUGAUUCUUAAAAUUAAAAUCUGUGUAAGAAGUCUAUGUGUGUAUAUUUGAGUGUUUUAAGAGUCAUAACAAAUAUCUUUUAAUAAUUGCAUUACGUAAAUCAUUGAGAGGGCGCAAAUAUUUUACGACUAUCCCUACCUUUUCUUUCUUUGCACGGUAAAUUACCUGUAAUAAAAUUCACUGGUAUGGAGAUGUAAACAUUAGUUGACAAUUACAAUAUUAUCAUUAACAUAGAGAGCUAUUUCGUUCAGUUUUUGAAUGAUUUUGGAUAACCGUUGCUUGUAUACUCGUUUAAAUUAUUAAUUCAGUUAAUUAAUAGGAUUAUUUUUUCGCUAACUAUGUAUUCAGUGAUUACAAUAAUUUAUAUACUAUACAAUAAAAAUUAAUAAUCUAGAAAAGAGAAAAAGUGAUUUUAACCCGGCAGCAGUCGCGCCGUUCGAGAAAAUCUAACAUUUUUUCAUUUUCCGUGACAACUUGAUGAAAAAUUUUGCAACAUAACUUUCCACUCGUAAGUGCUUCGAGGAAGAUUGUAGUAAUGCGUAGGUAUUUUUUUUUUAAUUAAAAAAAUAUUUUUUUAUUUAUUUUUUGUGGAAUUUUUGGCUUUGGUGAGAACCAAUUAGCUUUAAAAUGGUUAGAAAUAGAUAUUUUUAACAUAAAAAUUUGUUUUAAAUUCGUAUUUAAAUUACUAUUGUUAGCUUUAAUCUAAUCGCGCGACUGCUCCCUGGUUAAUAAUCUACUUUGCAACGCUUAGAUAAAUUUUAAACAUCUUUAACAACCAAAUACUUGGAUCACAAAAUAUACCCUUGUGUAUUCUGUGCUUGGAUCUUUCAUAAAAACAAUAAACAAUAAAUACAUUUGUAUUAAUUUCACGUCUUAAAUCAAUUAUUUAUCAAAUACACUAUUAAUAUCAUUUAAUAAACAACUCAAAAUAUUCCUGAAGCCUUGUAAAAUUUCGGGCCAAUGUUUUUUAAAUGCAUUAAUUUCUUUAUGGAAUCCUGAGAAAACGAAUAAGUAUUUUUGAAAAAUUUAAACGCAGAAUGAAAGAUUACAUUACUACCGAGGACCGAGAGUCCCUGAAAACUUCUAUGUUCUCUAAAAUAAGUUACAGGGUUAAAAAUAAGAUAAAUUUAGUGAUAUUUUUAAUUUCAAAUCAUCUCGGUAAUAAUGUAAUCUUUCAUAAAUAAUAAUAGUCUCUCGUUUUAUAAGGCUGACGCGGCUUUUGGAUUAUAGCAGGGUAGUGUGCUAUAUCUAGGGCCUACGGUAUACAAGGAAGGUAACAGGGCCAGUGCUGCUCUUCAACCGCCUAUUAUUACCCCUGGUUUUACCCAAGGUAUUCAAUUUAUUCAGGCUGAGUCGACCUGGGAUUGACCCGAAAUAUUGUGAUUACGCUCUUAAAUGAAACGUUGACAUUUUUCACGGUGGGUUUGUUGUAUAAUACAAUGCUUUCCGGGUUUAUAGUCAGUGGUUUGGUAAUAUUUCAUUUUGGCGUUUUUCUCAAAGACGACCCGGCAAGUUUCUUCCGCUAACCAGUGGAGGAUCUGGAGGAAUCCCCCUUCAACAAGGUCCAAAAUUAAAGAAAAAAAUUAAGGGGUAUUUUAUCUCAGUAUUUUUGCCUACAGCAUCUUCAAUGGCCAGGCCAUGCAUUUAGGAUGAGGGAAAACAGGCUAGAAAACCGUUGAAUUCAAUAAUGCAGAGGAAGAGGUUGCAGCAAUCCAUAUAUUUCGCUCUUCCUCAUGAUGCGACCGAGGUAUUCGUUUUUGGUUGUUUUUAUUGUGGUUAAUAGCUCUUCUUUUUAUAUUUUUAAUAGAACGUCCUGAUUGGUAACUUGGUCGGUAUAAGAUAUCUUCGGGAUUCGACGAUAACACAUUUCUAAAGCCUCAAUUUUCUUGCAGGUAGCUUCUGUGAGAGUCCACGACUUAACUCCAUAUGAAAGAUAAAACAUUAAUACAUUGGUUUAUUUAUUAAUGUUUUUAUUUUGAGAACGAUUUUCGAAGUGGAAAUCGAAACGUCAAAUAAUCUUAAUUUUAAAGUAAAAUUAUGGCUUAUUCCCACUAAAAAUAGUAAAUAACACUGAUUGAUUUAAAUAAAUAUUAUUAAAAUAUACCUACGCAGUAAUAGUCGAACAUGUUACUCGAAUUUAUAAUAUUGUUUAAAACUUUUGUUAAUGAUUAUUAUAAUUUAUUAUUAGGAUAAGGUUUUAGGCAAUUAGAUGAAUGAUUUUUAAAUGAAUAUGUGAGACUAAUCAAAAUAAUAAUUAUUCUUGGCAUUCGGUUAAGAUGUAUAUGUAAUACCCAUGUGGCAAUAAUUUUAUUGUUAAUUAGCCAUUUUGUUAUAGAUCUGGUAACUGAAUUUCUUAAAUUAAUAAUACUAAUUGUAACAAAUAAACAAUUUUAUAAA
Diabrotica virgifera virgifera (western corn rootworm) is the source of this 8524-nucleotide messenger RNA. RefSeq lists its product as uncharacterized. The transcript has 5 exons. NCBI's taxonomy places the organism in Eukaryota, Metazoa, Arthropoda, Insecta, Coleoptera, Chrysomelidae. Bases 403 to 1320 code for a protein of 305 amino acids. The record is from RefSeq and is a predicted model, not a curated record. Gene Ontology annotation, cellular component: sarcolemma; dystrophin-associated glycoprotein complex.